AUGUCUACCAACAUUGACAUUAAUACACCAAUUAAACCAUCAUCAUCAUCUAAUAAUGAUGAUGAUUAUGAUGAUGAUGCAAUCAAUGAUAUUGAACAAAGAAUAAUAGAACUAGAGAAUUGUUUGAUGGGUCAUCAAGUAUUGUCGCUCGAUGAUUUACUACGUACUCCUCUUCCCUAUAUCACUACAACCACCAAUUCUUCAUCACCCAGUACACUGAGACGUCAAACAUCUCCUAGCACCUCCUCCUCAUCCUCAUCCACCACCACAAUCAUAAGCAACACUAAUCUAGUAGACACUACACUUCAAUCAGGAUCUUGUAUUUCAGAGCAAUUAGAUAGAUAUAGAUCACAAAUCAAUAAUAUCAAAACAGAUAAUGAUACAAUCAAUAGUUUUCUUAAUUUAUACAAAGAUAAUGAAACAUUAUUUAAUACAGUAAUGGAUAAUGAUGCAAUUGGGAAUGGAGGAUUGAUAACAUCUGUCGAAAAGUUGGCAAUCAUUUUAUCCAGCGAAGAUGAUAUUAAACAAACGGCACGAUAUCUUCAACUUUUGUCAGAGUUGGAAAAGUUUAUCAACAGUAACUCUGUCUCAUCUAUCCCUUCAUCCAUAACAGCUCUCAAACCUUUGCAAAGUUUUCAUAAUGAACAACAAGCCAUCACGGUGGCUUUAAACAAAAAGUUGGAACAAAAAAUACAAUCAUACAAUGAUAUAGUUGAAGCAUUGUCAACAAGAUUUGCAUAUUGGGAUAUGAUAUUAUCAGAAUACGAAAAAUCAUUAGGAAGAGGUGAACUUUAA
Messenger RNA from Cavenderia fasciculata, 795 nucleotides. It is a transcript of the gene dynC, whose product is annotated as putative dynactin 22 kDa subunit. The coding region runs from base 1 to 795 and encodes 264 amino acids. The record is from RefSeq and is a predicted model, not a curated record. The transcript has 4 exons. Gene Ontology annotation, cellular component: dynactin complex. Lineage: Eukaryota; Evosea; Eumycetozoa; Acytosteliales; Cavenderiaceae. Gene Ontology annotation, biological process: cytoskeleton-dependent cytokinesis.